CCUGGUUUGAAUGUUGGUGCUUUUCUAGCUGUUGCUGAGUGUUGGCUGCACUCUUAUCUGGCGACUUGCAUAGCACAGCGCGAUGCUCCAGCUGUUGUUAGAGGCCAGGUCAGGGAUUCUCUGACAGUAGUACCGCGCGGACAGGGCGUUGGACAAAUACCUGAGCCGUGCCUUAGUAUUGGCGACAUUACCCAUCUUCGACAACUUCGUGAUCAAAUCACGAAGAUUUUAGUACGUACUGUACUGUCACAGUUGCCAUUAUUUCACUAUUUUGCAGCACACGUACUGCAUGAUUCUUCACUGACUUCAGUCUUCCCUCCGCGACUAAUAUUAUUCACGUCCUCAGUAUUUUUGUUUCUGGAGGAGCAACAUUGUCUACUUUUGGCAUGAAUGAUGGAGACUACCUCAUCAGAAGAGUUGGUGCAGUGCAAUUUCCAGGUUACUGUCAAUUGCAGUGACGAUGACAGUGUCUAUCUGACUGGUACAUGUGCUCCACUGGGAUGCUGGAAGGUGGAACAAUUGAAACUCCUCAGAAGAAAACCUGAAGACAGUGGUGUUUGGACGCUGUCUUGUGAGCUCCCUACUGGUACACAUGGCUAUCGUUAUGUGGUCGCCCAAACAUCCCUGGCUACAUGCCGCUCAUCUCGCUCUCCUGCCGACCAGAUACCAGUUGUCCAGGAAUGGGAAACUGUCCAACGCUCACUAGUUAUCAAGCCUUGCAACGAUCCAAUACAAGUCAAUGACAAAUAUGGUCUUGAUAGCAAUGGGUCUAGCCUUCAUCCAGAUCGAGGCUUCAUGACAAGCCACUCGGAGAUUCAGAUACGAGUUUGCCGGCAAAAGCUGGAGCCUCUGACCGCACCGGUAUCCUUUGCUGGCUGUCCAAGUGUGGUGGACAGUUCUUCCGGUGGCAGUAUGUGUUCGUUGCAAGUUGAGCCGUUUUGGUACUCACCGAGAGGUUCGGAUGAUGUGGAUGUGAAAGCAGCAUGCCCGCCAGUUGAGUCGAAGACACUGGUAUCAAGCACUGGACAAUGUAGCAGUCAUGUAGCACCAGCUAAUCACUCAGCUAGUGGCUGGGUAGACUACAGCAUUGACAAUGUUGUAGUGUUCUCAACACGAACUAGAGACCUGGCACAUCAUGCUUUCAAGUUGCGUGUACGCUACCGUCCCGCGGCCGGAGCAGCAGCAGAAGAUGGCGAGGAGCUGAUAGGCACUGGCUGUAUUCUGCCUGAGCAGGUUGGCGAGGGCACAACUGUGCGCAUUGUUGUGCCACUUCUAAAUGACCAUUUGAUGGCCAUUGGUUCGUUGGUAGUUCAUUGUCUGGUUGUAAACGCAUUAUCCAAGCCGCCCCAUGAUCUGUCUACUUCGCACAGCUGCACGUGGGACCGGAGUAGGUGUUAUCGCAUAGGCCACCGUGGAAUGGGUGCUUCCACCGUACUCCAGAAAGAUUCUGCUUCACACGUGGAAAACACCGUCUCAUCGUUCACAGCCGCUGGGAGACAUGGAGCAGACAUGGUUGAAUUUGAUGUGCAGCUGUCCUCUGAUUUGGUUCCCAUUGUUUUUCACGACUUCACUUUUCUCAUUGCAGCUAAUUCCCAGUCUGACCAGCGGCAUGAGGUACGAGUACAGGACUGCACGUUAGCCACACUGCAAGCUAUUAGUGUUGAUAAUAGCUAUCGGCCACCAGCGGACAAGAAGGCACUUAUGUCAGUGUCUCCCAGUAUAGCUCAUCUCGAUCUGGAGUUGCCUGUGCAGGCGGCCUCGCCUGCACCUUUGCCAUGUCUAUUUCCAACGCUCGAAGAAGUGUUGAAACGCACGCCAUCCAAUAUUGGAUUUGAUAUUGAACUGAAGUAUCCUGUGACAUUUUGUGACCCGCCGGAUGUGUGCGAAGCAUACUUUGACGUCAAUGUGUUUGUGGAUGCUAUUCUCGAUGUGAUCUUCCGCUAUGCCGGUGAGCGGCAGAUCUUCUUCUCGUCCUUCUGCCCCGAUACCUGCAUAUGUUUGCGUCGCAAGCAGUGUUUCUACCCAGUUAUCUUUCUAAGCGAUGUCAACGCACCUUCUUAUGAAGUUCCCGAUGACAUCAGGUGUGCAUCGCUAAUGGAAGCGCUCGCGUUUGCCCACUCCGAACGCCUACCCGGGCUAGCAUGCGAAUCCAGUGUCUUAGUUGAUAAUCCGGCUGCUAUCAAGGAUGCCAUUGAAAACCAUGGUAUGCUUAUGCUAAGCUGGAGUGCUACAAACAACGUCAUGGAGAAUGUCAAUUUACAGGUUCAACAUGGCAUGCACGGAAUCGUGUCCGAUGCUGUUGACAGGCUAUACUGAUUACUUUGGCAGUUGACAACUAAGAAUGCCUUUCAGACGCUGAAAUUGCGAGCGAGGCAGCAUCGACGAUCAGUGAGCCGAGUGCAUGGCACAGAGAUCACUCCCCUGCAGUUGGACAAGAGUGGCCAAGAUUACUUCCCUGCAUUCGGGCAAUAGUGGCCAAGCGGCCGUAUGAAUUAGAAACGGAAUGAAGUGAACGAUGAACAGUCAAGGUUUGUAGGGCACAACAACUAUUUAAUGAACCAUGUGCACGUAUUAGCGACGUACAGUGUGCUGUGUGCAUCCGGAUUAUCAGCGGAGUGUUUUUAAUAUUUUUUUUACAAACUCUAGAUAGAGCGCAGUCACGUAGUUUAUUCCAGUGCUUUACUGCUUAUUACACAUCUUUAAACCUAGCAAGGGGUGUAGCCGUCAAUCCCUCUACUAGCGGAACACCCAUUUCUUAGAUUAGCGAUCCAACAAUUGUCUACUCUUAGGGGUCGUCGCAAAAGUUUUCUGUCGUCCCUGAAACGAACAUCGUUCAUUUCGUACUCGGACCCCCUCCCCUCCCUCUGAAACGAACACAGCUUGCUAUGCUGGACGACGGAAAUCGCAUGCAUGUACAUGUUAUAUGUACAGUGUCGGUUGACUUGCGAUUUUGGCUCGCACCCCCUCCCCCCUCCCCCCCCCCCCCCCGCAAAUGAAUCAUGUUCGU
Molecule: messenger RNA, 3007 nt
Organism: Sycon ciliatum
Lineage: Eukaryota; Metazoa; Porifera; Calcarea; Leucosolenida; Sycettidae
Product: glycerophosphocholine phosphodiesterase GPCPD1-like
Exons: 17
Coding region: 391-2316 (641 amino acids)
Biological process (GO): glycerophospholipid catabolic process
Molecular function (GO): starch binding; phosphoric diester hydrolase activity
Source: RefSeq, a predicted model, not a curated record